This is a messenger RNA of Leptinotarsa decemlineata (Colorado potato beetle), 1463 nucleotides long. RefSeq names its product SAC3 domain-containing protein 1. Gene Ontology annotation, biological process: centrosome duplication; spindle assembly. Lineage: Eukaryota; Metazoa; Arthropoda; Insecta; Coleoptera; Chrysomelidae. Gene Ontology annotation, cellular component: centrosome; nucleus; spindle. The record is from RefSeq and is a predicted model, not a curated record.
GUAAAAACUGAGAAGCAGAACAAACUCAAAGCCAGUCGGUGUAGGGUAUACGAACAUAUUUCAAUGUUUAUAUCUGAUUUUGGUUAAGGGUUAACCUCACUUGAAAAUAUAAUAAGUUUCUCCUGGAGAAAUAACCAGUUCAUUUCUUCAACUGGAAAGCAUGAAUAAAAUAUAUUACAAGAAUUUCAAGAAAGUUGAACUCGAAAAUAACUAUGUGAUGGGAACUUGUAUGGAAAUGUGCCCGGAGGCAGAAAUCAAGAUGAGAGAACGUGAACGACUUCUUCAUCCUUUUGAAAUGCUCGUUGGUACAGAAAGAGAUAUAUUACCAAAAGCUGACAAGACACGGACUGUCAAAUCUUUUUCACGUUCAGCAGCUGGAAAAUUGAUGCCAGAUCCAAGGAGUUUGAGGCCUCCCGACAUCCUUGUUAAGACAGUCAGCUAUCUUCUGGAUGACGUAAUAAGCAGAACAGGAGUUCAAUGGAGGGUUAUUUACGACUUCGUUAUGGAUAGACUCAGAUCCGUCAGGCAGGAUAUGAUUAUUCAAAACAUUUCGAGACAACACCAAAUAAACAUACUGCAGCCGAUAGUAAAAUUCCUUGCGUUCGCCUCAUACAAGUUGUGUGAAGAAAGCAUACACGACUUCGAUCCACACAUAAACGACAGUCAUCUUCAAGAGUGUUUGAAGAGAUUGUUGUGUAUGUAUGAUUAUUGCGACGAAAUGGAAAAAUCUACAGACGGAGACAAGAAUGGAUAUUCGGAUGAAAGCAGAUCAUACUUUGAAGCUAUGUAUGUUGUAUUCAAUUUGGGGAAUACCACAGCCAUCACCCGGGCAGUAAAUUUACCCAACAAGUGGAAGAAUGUUUUGGUGAAACGAACUGUGGAAAUGUCUCUGGCUCGGUCGAAUAAUAAUUUCGUGAGGCUCUGCAGAUUGAUCGAGUUACUACCACCACUGUUGGCUGCACUUGCCUAUUUGCAUCUGCCAAGUCUCAGGAGGGACUGUUUCAAGAUAAUGUCGAAUGCCUACAGUUCGAAAAAUUUGUUUUUUCCUGUUGCUGUUUUGCAAAAGAUUUUGCUGUACAAUAACGAAGACGAAAUAGUUAGUGAUUGUAACUAUUAUGGGAUUAAAGUAAAAGAAAACGGCGUUGUUUUUUUGAAAACCGAUUUUGACUCCAAAAAACCUGUGGUGAGUCUGAAACGACGAUCUGUGGUGCUGGAUGAGAAAUUCAGUUGCCUAGACAUUUCUGCUGUGAUUUUGAGUUGUCAAUGAUGGAAUAUAUGUUUCUACUAGAGAAAACUCAAAGUUGAUCUCAGGAAAUAAGAAUCCGAAAUUUUAGUGGAAUUAUUAUAUCAACGUGAUUCUAUUUAACACGAUUUUUGAGUUUUUAUCGAAUUUUAAUACAAUAAAUGUUUUUAUUAAUAUUUUUAUUGAACUGAUUGCAAAAUAAAUGUUGUCUCAAGUUGCA